Chondrus crispus (carragheen) is the source of this 1777-nucleotide messenger RNA. Its product is annotated as serine/threonine protein phosphatase PP1 catalytic subunit. The transcript has 4 exons. The record is from RefSeq and is a predicted model, not a curated record. Gene Ontology annotation, cellular component: nucleus; cytoplasm. Bases 262 to 1242 code for a protein of 326 amino acids. Gene Ontology annotation, molecular function: protein serine/threonine phosphatase activity. Lineage: Eukaryota; Rhodophyta; Florideophyceae; Gigartinales; Gigartinaceae.
UCCCUUGUCGUCCCCUGUCGUCCCCACCGCCCCUUCGCGACAUCCGCCCACCCUCGACUCCCCGCCCCGGCGUCCCUACCAUCCUUACCCGUGUCGUCCCCAACCGCGCACUACACCCCGCGCAAUACGGACGUAAUACGGACGCACACCUCGACCCCCGCCGCUGCUUGCACGCGACCACGUCGGAAACUACUCACCCCCGUCUUGCAUACGCAAGCCCCAAGUCCUUGACUCCCGCUUCGCUUCGCUACAAGUCGUCACAUGGAUAAACGCGCUGGAAAGUCCAGUAAGGACACCCCUGAUGAGCGAGACGCGCUCGAUCUCGACUCGAUCAUAGGAAGACUGUUAGAAGUUCGCGGCCAACGUCCAGGGAGGCAAGUCAACCUUCAAGAGCAUGAAAUCCGCGGCCUGUGUAUGCGUGCAAGGGCCGUUUUUCUGCAGCAGAUGCCGCUUUUGGAGCUGGAUGCCCCCAUCAAGAUUUGUGGUGACAUCCACGGACAGUAUCACGACUUGCUGAGGCUCUUUGAGUAUGGUGGCUUUCCCCCCGAUGCAAACUAUCUCUUUCUUGGUGACUAUGUCGACCGCGGCAGGCAAUCCAUCGAGACCAUUUGUCUCUUGCUGGCCUUCAAGGUCCGCUACCCAGAAAACUUUUUCAUCCUCCGCGGAAACCAUGAAUGUGCAAGCAUCAAUCGUAUUUAUGGUUUUUAUGACGAGUGUCGUCGCAGGUACAAUGUCAAGCUCUGGAAGACCUUUUGCGACGUUUUCAACUGUCUUCCCGUCGCCGCCAUCGUAGACGAAAAGAUCUUUUGCACUCAUGGCGGCCUCUCCCCUGACCACACCUCGAUGGAGCAGAUUCGACGAAUAAUGCGGCCUACCGACGUCCCCGAUCAAGGCUUGCUUUGCGAUCUACUCUGGUCGGAUCCGGACAAGGAAAUCAGGGGUUGGGGCGAAAACGAUCGUGGCGUCUCGUUUACUUUCGGCUCAGACAUCGUCUCGAGGUUUUUAACUCGGUUUGAUUUGGACCUCGUCUGUCGUGCGCAUCAAGUCGUCGAGGAUGGAUACGAGUUUUUCGGCGAUCGAAGACUCGUCACCAUCUUCUCCGCUCCCAAUUAUUGCGGAGAGUUUGACAACGCUGGCGCUAUGAUGAGUGUCGACGAAACCCUGAUGUGCAGCUUCCAGAUUCUCAAACCAGCCGACAAGAAGACCAUCACGCCAAGAAACUACAACUCGCAAUCUCGAUGAAGCCCAGGGGGGAAGGUGGUAUGACCCGGCCACGGGGGAGUUGGAGGGGGUGGCGUGCCGGGGGCGGACACAGAUGGAGGAAUGGGGUGUGCCUCUUUGGAAGAUGGAAAAACCUAAGAUCCCUUACAUGUGCGUUUUUAUAUGCGUUUUGCUCAGUUCUACCAACGUUUCACUCCUACUUUGGAAAAGCACACACACACACACACACACACACACACACACACACACACACACUCAAACAGAUACAACACAAACAGACACAAACAGAAACAAACACGGACAUACACACAAGUAGACUGCAUUCUUAGAAAUCUCGCCGACGGGGAACGGUGUGAGCGUUUGACGGUGGUUAAAUUAUCACUUACUCGUGCUGAGCUCCAAAAUGCUGGCGCGCGCUAGAGGUACACUGUUAUGGAAGCUUUGCACACCGAUCGUGUAACGCUGGGUACUUAUGGUGGACACGCGGAUUGGUGCACUGGAGUGCAGAAAGAAAGGCAAAUACAUUAAAGUUCUUAGUAGCGCCGGACGAAUAAUA